AUGGCAGAUUACGCUAAGCUUCCACAGGGGACCUCCCUUGAUAUCAAGCCUUUCAAAGCCUAUGUUGAGGAGGAGAAGCUACAGCUAUUCAAGAAGCUGUUGGAACUAUCACCCAUUGCUCCUGCGGUGUUUGAGAAUACUAACGCUGGUCGAAGAUAUGGAAUGAACAGAGAAUGGCUGGAGAAUGCGAAAAACACUUGGCUCAACGACUUCGACUGGCGUAAGAACGAAGAUCGAAUCAAUUCGUUCCCCAACUUCAAAGCUUCCGUCAAGGAUGGGGGUGGAAACACUAUCGAGGUUCAAUUUCUGGCUCUGUUCUCCGAGAGAGCCGACGCCAUCCCAAUCGCCUUCUUCCACGGAUGGCCAGGUUCCAUCUGCGAAUUUCUGGAUGUCCUAGAUAUUCUGAAAGAACGAUACUCUCCCAAGGACCUCCCAUAUCACAUCAUCGUUCCCUCACUGCCAGGAUACGCGUACUCAUCCGGCCCUCCCAUUGACAUGGACUACGGCAUCGAUGCUGCCGCAGGAGCACUGAACAAUCUCAUGGUCGGUUUGGGAUUCGGCUCUGGAUAUUUGGUGCAGGGCGGCGAUCUCGGCAGCUUUAUGAGCAGAAUGCUCGCCAUGGGCUACGACGCCUGUAAAGGCAUGCAUGUCAACAUGAUGCUCAUCCCACCAUUGGAUGAGACGGACGGUCCACCAACCGACGCGGAGAGAAAUGCGUUGCAGAAGGCUGCCGAGUUCAUCGACACUUCAUAUGCCUUUGCAUUGGAGCAGGGCACAAGACCGGCCACCAUCGGCCUGGCCUUGAGUGCCAGUCCCUUGGCGUUGUUGAGCUGGAUCGGAGAGAAGAUGCUAGAAUGGACGGAUGAAGACCCUCCACUGGAGAAAAUCCUCGAAGGGGUGACACUGUACUGGAUGACAGACACUAUUCCACGAUGUCUGUACCAUAGCCGCGGACUGGCAAGUGCGGGCGAUGACCCCAAGAUCGCAAGGAUCAGCGUCAUCACAAGCAAAGAAGCACUGAAGCUUCCCUACAUCGACAAACCCACUGGCUACUCUUUGUUCGCCCACGAGAUCGUUCCGAUCCCGGAGAGUUGGGCCGCCAAAACUUGCAAUCUGGUGUCCUUCCAUCAACAUGAACGUGGUGGUCAUUUCGCCGCCAUGGAGAAACCGCGUGAACUUCUCGAUGAUGUCGAGGAGUACGUGCGAAGAGCUUGGAAGCCUUAG
Molecule: messenger RNA, 1224 nt
Organism: Exophiala bonariae
Lineage: Eukaryota; Fungi; Ascomycota; Eurotiomycetes; Chaetothyriales; Herpotrichiellaceae
Exons: 1
Coding region: 1-1224 (407 amino acids)
Biological process (GO): epoxide metabolic process
Molecular function (GO): epoxide hydrolase activity
Source: RefSeq, a predicted model, not a curated record